CAAACACACUGAGUCUCAGCUGCAGUCUAUUUGGACAUCCAUCUGUGGCCUGCUAUGACUUCUACACCGCCACUUGCAUCUAGCAGUCGAUCUCCUCUUCUAAGUGCCAAAGUCUCCGAAAUAUACCAGAAGUUGCCCAUAGAUGCCCAAAAAGAGCUCAUCGACAACUACUUACUUCCUCUGCUCGAUGCUGCGCCCAAGGAACGCGCGAGGCAGGUUCUUGCAGUUGCCGCCAAACGCGAGAAACGUUACGCUGGGAUGCCCAAACUUGAACACGACGCGUGGGCAAUUGAGCUCAACGACCUUAUGCUUGAGCUAGACAAGGACCAAAAGCUCUCUCUGCUGAAGGAUCGCUCCAGGCGCGAUGAGAUCGUAGGAGAGAUGGUCGACAGUAUGAUUGGCUGGAUGAAUGAUAUCUGGUCGGUCGUGUAUGAAUACCAGGCCAACUUCGCGCUUGCGCACCGAUGCCUUCUGCUUGUCGCAAGGACAAUUUCAGCCUUGUCUCCUCAUCAUGGCGGAUGCGGGUGUGCGUUCAGAAACAUGUAUAUCUCGGCCGUGAUCAAGCAGAAAUCGGGAAAGACGAUCAAAGCCUUUCAACUUACUGGCGCUCACAAAAUCAACAAAGUAUUGCAGUGGAUCUGGCGCGAUCUCUUUCUCACGUUGCUUGCAACUGGCAGUGAGGCUCAGAAGAAACAAGUUCCGGAUAUGCUCCAGGCUAUUGAUAGGGCCAUGGGAUGGACAUCACUAGAAUAUAUUCUUACAGGCGGGCGCGUAGUGACUGGCUCAGAUGAAGAUGUAGAUGAAGACGAGGAUGUCGACGACUGUGAUGACGACACUGACUUUGGCGACGAUGACGAUGCGUGGGAGGAUGACGAUUCGGAAGACGAAGACUUCCGCGAUCACGCCCGCAAGUGUCCUUUUCAUGCUGACCAUUGGUCGCUAUCCGCCAGCGCCCAAAUGAUCCCACUCCGCUAUCUCGUAGAGCAACACCUCACCAACGUGUUUUCUCUCACGCCCAAUCCUUCGCUAUACAGAGCAGUUCUCCGAGUCACGUCCAACUAUGAAAUCGCCCGCUUUCAGCUCAUCGAGCUCGCACGUGUGGGUGCGCUCACAUGCUCCGAGUCUUUUGUUGGCGCGCUAAAUGUCUUCACGACCGAGAGCCGCCCUGACCUGAUAUGCCGGCUGCUCGACAAAGGCUCGCACCUCCUCCGCCCGCGCGACGCGUCUGCACUGCAAGACGCCAUCCUCGUCGUCUCCGCCAACCGCACAUUCGGCUCGCGCGCGGUCCCCAUGAUUGAGCGAGAAUUGCUCGACACCGCCCGCGCGAUCAAGGCCGGGCUGCUCGCAUCCUUCUCGCACCUCUCCGACCCCGCAAAGAUAGUGGAAAUGAAGACGAUCGCCGCGCUCCCAGAGGGAAGCCUCGCGCGCCAGGCGCGCGUCGAGCAGUGGAUCGACUCGGUGAUGAGCCCGGAA
Heterobasidion irregulare TC 32-1 is the source of this 1473-nucleotide messenger RNA. RefSeq lists its product as uncharacterized. The transcript has 4 exons. The record is from RefSeq and is a predicted model, not a curated record. Lineage: Eukaryota; Fungi; Basidiomycota; Agaricomycetes; Russulales; Bondarzewiaceae. The annotation marks the transcript as partial.